UAUGCCGAUUGCUAUUAUGAACGGAACAGAAAUGAUGUCUGAAGCUAAUCAAACGUAUAACCCACUUGAACCACAAGGGCUGGAUGUACUUUACUCGCUGUCCUAUAAGUGGUUGUUGCCCAUAGCUAUCCUAUUGGUUAUCUCAGUCGGAUCUCUCUUCAGCCGUUUGCAAGAUCGGAAGCCUGUCGACCCAUCAUUAGUCGUACCCGUUUGUGAUUAUCUGUGUUGCUGUAUCCCUGAGACAUUCAAACGGAAGAUGCGAUGUGGAGUCAAGUAUUCGGACACAGAAAAAGAUACUGCUGAAGGUGCCCUAACUGAAGAAGUGAUGCUUGACUUAAUGCCUGUACCAGGGAGAGCUCCAAAAGAUAUAUAAACAGUAAGCAUUACUGUUAAAUCAAUUAACACAUCAUAAUGUGCUGUUAUUGAGUCAAAUAGAAACAAAUGUGCUAACUUUUCAAACAAAAAAAGACAAAAAGGAGCACAAACUCUUAAAGGAACACAGAAAUUAGAAUUGAGCAGACACAAACUUCAAACGCAAAAUUGAUCAGCUUGUAGCGGUACAGAUUACCUCUUGUCAAACCUGUGAAUAGAAGCAGCCAUAGUCGCCUCUUGUGGGACAUUGUACUUUUAAAAUGGAUGGGUACCUUUCACA
Mizuhopecten yessoensis (Yesso scallop) is the source of this 652-nucleotide messenger RNA. RefSeq lists its product as uncharacterized. The record is from RefSeq and is a predicted model, not a curated record. The transcript has 4 exons. Lineage: Eukaryota; Metazoa; Mollusca; Bivalvia; Pectinida; Pectinidae. The coding region runs from base 2 to 373 and encodes 123 amino acids.